GGACGGGGGAUCUGCGGGCGGAACUGCGAGGGGACAAGGGACCGGGCUCGGGCCGCCGCGGGCCUCGGGUCCUCCCGCCGCCUGGAGAGCGCUCUGCUGGGGUUCUUCCCAUUUGUGAUUACACUCCAGUGGUAACGUGGCCAUUAGGGAUCCCAGCUGCCAGGGCGAACUUGGCCCAUGACUCCCAGCCCUGUAAGGGACGGGGAACUGCCAACAAGCCCUCCCUUGGCACAGUCUGCCGUUGACCACCCACUGGGACUCUGGCCGUCCUUUACGGAACUCUAGAGAGCACCCAAACACCGUAACAAAGGAGCUGAGAGCAGCUAGGGGCAGAGCCAGACGUGGAGACCCAGCCUUUGCAAAUGAGCACUGGGGCUUCCCUGAGCCCAGGACGGCGGUUCUGGGACCCUGUGGUCACUGCCUAGGGUAGCGCGGGACAGGCAGUUCCUCUGUGUUCUUGGCACAAGUUUUCCAGCCUGUGGCUGCCACACCUUCUCCCCUACGCCCACUGCUGGAAGAUGGGCAGUCCUCCUCAGGGGACACUCGGGGGCGGCUGGACUCAACCUUAGGACCAGCCAUUCUGGCUUCUUUCCUUGAAUCCUCCCUGCCCAUUUGAUAGAUGAGGAAACUGAGACUCAGGAAGGUGAAGAUGACUUGCCCAAGGUCCUUCAGCCUGAAUAUGGUGGAGGCAGGAACUUGGCCUUGGCAGUGGAGGGGCUGGCCCCUGACAGCUUCCUGCCUGGCCAAGGGCUGUUGAAUCAGCAGCAGUGCCUGCAGCAGACUCUGAACUUCUUGGAUAACAGUGUGGUAUUUGAGCACCUACUAUGUGCCAGGCACUGGAAUUCAGACCAACAGUGCCUGCCCUUCUGGAGCACGCAAACAUGAGCCAGGAUCGCUCAGCGUGGGGAGCAGAUUUCAGUGGGGCCAAGGGAGGCAGCAGUGAGACUGAGGGCUGGACCAGCCACCUGCCUGUCCAGACUCACUCCAGACGCCAUCGUGUUGGACCACCCGCUGUCCUUCCUUUGCCUGCGCUGGGCCUUGGCUGGAACACCGUCCUGCCCACGUCUCUGCUCUAUGUGGAGACGGAGGCCCAGAGAGGCUAAUAGCUUGCCCAGGGUCACACAGCCCAGGUGCUGCAGAACUGAGAUCUGAACCCAGAGAAGAGCGUGCUGAGACCAGAGCCAGGCAGAGGGUGGGGAGGCGAGCAGUGGCCUGAGAGGCUGAGUCACAGAAUCAGCAGAGCUGGGAGCUGGAAGGAACAGGAGGUCAGCUGUCCAGCCCUAGGGGAUGGAAACAGCAGACACCUGAAAUGAAGCCUGGAUUUGAAUCUCAACUUGCAGUGUGACCUUGGGCAAGUGACUGACCUCUCUGUGCCUGUUUCCCCAUGUGUCUAAUGGGGGCAACGACAGUCCCUGCUAAGGCCCCAGUUCCCCUGCAGGCCGUACGCUCACAGCCAUGAAGCUAAAUGAGCGCAGCCUGGCCUUCUACGCCACCUGUGAUGCCCCGGUGGACAACGCAGGCUUCCUGUACAAGAAGGGCGGGCGGCAUGCCACCUACCACCGCCGCUGGUUUGUGCUGCGUGGCAACAUGCUGUUCUACUUUGAGGACCCGGCCAGCCGCGAGCCUGUGGGUGUCAUCAUCCUGGAAGGCUGCACUGUGGAGCUGGUGGAGGCUGCCGAGGAGUUUGCCUUUGCCGUGCGCUUCGCCGGUGCCCGGGAGCGCACCUAUGUGCUGGCUGCCGAGAGCCAGGCCGCCAUGGAGGGCUGGGUGAAGGCGCUGUCACGGGCCAGCUUCGACUACCUGCGGCUCGUGGUGCGUGAGCUGGAGCAGCAGCUGGCUGCCAUGCGGGCAGGGGGCUGCCCACCACCACCCCGCCAGCCCCACGCCCUCCUGCCCAAGGAGAACGGCUGCGCUGUCUGGAGCACUGAGCUGCCUGCCACCCCCAUGGUGACCAACGCUGGCGCCCAGCCUGGCCCUGAGCUCCCACCGCUGCCUCCCUGCCGGCGCACUUCGACGCCCAGCGGGCCUCUUGACAUGGCCUCCUUUGCCCAGCUGCAUGAGUGGUACGGACAGGAGAUCAGGGCACUGAGAGGCCAGUGGCUCAAGAGCAGGGCCCAGCCCUGAAGAGCCUGCGGGCCCUGGUCCUGGGGGAAAGUGGUCAAGGCCAGCCCUGAGGU
Molecule: messenger RNA, 2177 nt
Organism: Trichechus manatus latirostris (Florida manatee)
Lineage: Eukaryota; Metazoa; Chordata; Mammalia; Sirenia; Trichechidae
Gene: PHETA1
Product: PH domain containing endocytic trafficking adaptor 1
Exons: 7
Coding region: 1456-2124 (222 amino acids)
Biological process (GO): endosome organization; receptor recycling; retrograde transport, endosome to Golgi
Cellular component (GO): early endosome; trans-Golgi network; recycling endosome
Source: RefSeq, a predicted model, not a curated record